Scleropages formosus (Asian bonytongue) is the source of this 828-nucleotide messenger RNA. RefSeq names its product synapse differentiation-inducing gene protein 1-like. The coding region runs from base 41 to 763 and encodes 240 amino acids. NCBI's taxonomy places the organism in Eukaryota, Metazoa, Chordata, Actinopteri, Osteoglossiformes, Osteoglossidae. The record is from RefSeq and is a predicted model, not a curated record. The transcript is spliced from 3 exons. Gene Ontology annotation, cellular component: membrane; intracellular membrane-bounded organelle.
GCGGAGCGGCUGAUGUAGCUGCCACCGACUUCCCGACGACAUGGAGAGCGUCGAUGAACUGGAAGAGCUGCUGCUGCCCGGCAGCCCCGGGGAAACGAAAGGACCCGCGGGGGUCACUGCCAACGGCAGCCCACUCUUUGAGGGAAAGCCGUUGGCAGGCAAAGAGAAAAUGCUGCCCCCGGUGUCCUGGAGGAGGUACUGCAGUGCAGGAGCGCUUGACCAACAGCAGCUUCUAGACGCACAGUCUCUGCCCUGCAAACUGGAAGCCCUGUAUCCCCUCCCUCCCGCCUGGGGGGUACGAGACGCAGUGGGUCCUCAACGGAAGAGCUACUUGGAGACCUCCUUCAUGGGCAUCACUCCUGGAUGCGCUCUAGAAAGAAAGCUGCUGGGAAAUGCAAGGGACGUCCACAGCUUGGGGUGCUGCGUCCUGGAUGAGGACGACCUGCUGCCGGAGCGCGAGGACUCGUCCAGCGAAGACUUGAGUGAAAGUGAGAGCGAGAGCAACUUCUCCCUCAUGAUCCCACAGGACUACCUGGGCCUCGCCGUCUUCUCCAUGCUCUGCUGCUUCUGGCCACUUGGAAUCCUCGCUUUCUACCUGUCGCAGAAGACAAACAAGGCCUCUGCCCAGGGGGACUUCAGGAGGGCCACUUCGGCGUCACGCCAGGCGCUUUGGCUCGCUGUGCUGUCAAUCAUCUUCGGCAUCAUCACCUACAUCUGCGCCGUCGCCGCCCUCAUCUCUUACCUGUCUGGAAAGGCUCCGUAAGAAGCCCCAGGCCACCCCCACAGCCGCGCUCCUUCGUUCUGCUCCCGCACGGAAAUCCUAACCCU